AUGGAAUCCGAAGGAACAUCGUCAUCAUCAGCCCGAUCAGGCAUUUCACUGAACACUUGCUCGGCACCGACGCAUCAUUUCGUGCUGGUCCACGGAGUCGGGCACGGGAGCUGGUGCUGGUACAAAAUCCGGACCCUGCUGGAGUCCUCGGGAAACUGCAGGGUGUCGUGCGUCGACCGAACCGAACAAGAUCGCCAACGGCGCCGCCUCGGCAACCGCCCGUUGCAAACCCUAAAUCCCCAAAUCAUCGACACGAAUCACGAGGAAACCCUAAUCGUAUGCGCCCAAUUCCGCCUCCACGGGCUGAGCCACAACAAUCCCGACGAGAGAACAGAGUUUCUGAAGACCCUGAGGCGAUUGGAGCCCAAGGGAGUGGUUCUGAGCGACAACAACAUGGAUUGCAGCUGCAACGGGUGUGUGGAUUUCUCGACGGGGUUUUCGCGAAGGGUGGAGUACCUGUGGCGGUUUCUGGACUCAACGAGCUCGGGGUUCAAAGGGAGGGAGAGCGAGGAGGAUGAUGGAAGGGGAAGCGGCGAGGGCACUUGUGAGAGGCGGAGGUGGGGAGAUGAAGAACGAGAGGAAAGAGAAGUGGUGCGAGAGGAUGAGAAGGGUAAGUCAAAGGUGGGUAGAUCAGUUGGUGGGUCGGGUCGGGUCUGUUUUAGUUAG
Molecule: messenger RNA, 666 nt
Organism: Linum tenue
Lineage: Eukaryota; Viridiplantae; Streptophyta; Magnoliopsida; Malpighiales; Linaceae
Source: the annotation of a GenBank genome assembly